AUGGUUACUAAUGCUGUAAAAGAGCAAUCACCGUUGACAUCUCCACCUAAAUCACCCUCAGAUCAAUUAAGCUUUUUGCUGCCGCAACCGACGAUUGAUGGCCUUACAGGGACUGGGUAUCAGGCCAAAUUAUUGAAUGCAGAAGAUAUACUGAAUGAGGAGGAUAGCAUGGACAGUGAGGAAGAACAAGAGGAGGAGGAGGAGGAAAAAGAAGAAGAGGGAAAUGAUAGUGUCAAUGUGCAUAGUUAUGACGCAGUCGGUGGAAAUGGUGAUGCCGAUGAUGACGAGUCGCAAGUUCGUGACUAUAAUCCAGUUUCAGUGACCCACACAUUAAGCCGUCGAUUAACUAAAUCCGAUGCUGAAUCAUUAGUAGGCGGUGAUUCAAUCAAGGAUGUACAUGAUGAAUAUGAAGCUGAUAAGAACAGAGUUCACCCCACCGCUAAUCCCGAUCAACCAACUGAAGAUCAAGAAGUGAAAGUUGGUGAUCAUACAUUCACCGAUGAUAAAAUGAAACAAUACAAUCCACAUCAAAAAGUAUUUUCAUUUUCAUUACCAUUUGGCGGAGGUUUUUCAUCAUUACGAGAAAAUUUAACGCGGCAUUUUACUCUGUUGAAGAAAAUUGAUGUGCCAUUUGUUGGUCAUGAUGAAGAACACAAGGUUGACGAAGAAUUGCAUCGUAAAGUUGAAUUGAGAUUGCAACGACAACAAUCAAUAAGUACGCUUGACGAAGAAAAUUAUUUCAAAGGGUACAAGGGAGUUGAUGGUGGAAGAUCAGAAGCAAUUAAACAUACGAUAACAUCCAAUUUAACUGAAUUGAUCCCCCACAAGAAAAAGGAAGUGGCUGAUUAUGAAACGAUCUAUGAUCGAAUUGAUGGUAAUAUUGUGAUAAUGGGAGGAUACAGAGGAUCUAUUCUCCGAGAUACCAAAACCCGUAAACGAGUUUGGAUUCCAUUGAAGGCAGGAUUCAAUUUAAGGAAAAUUAAUCUUUUGUUGGGCCCAAAUAAGGAAGAUGAAUGGAAUGCAGAGGAUAAAAUAUACCCCGAUGGAAUUUUAUCUCAUAUUGGACCAAUCGACAUUUGUCGGAAGCUAAUCAAGAAACUAGACGCUAAUCCAAAAGUAAACAUUCAUGAAUUUGGUUAUGAUUGGCGAUUAAGUGGUGGUUACGUCUCACGUAAAUUGGAACAAUUCCUCACCAAAAUUUAUCAAGAAACAGGGAAACCAACCUUGGUCAUUGCUCAUUCAAUGGGUGGAUUAAUGGUUCAUGGAGCAGUGCAAAGAAAUCCCAAAUUAUUUCGAUCUGUGGUUUAUGUCGGUUCACCAAGUGAAUGUUUAAAUAUUCUUGGUCCUAUUAGAUUUGGUGAUUCAGUAUUAUUGUCAGACAAGAUCCUUACUUUUGAAUCGAAUUUUAUGAUGAGAUCAAGUUUUAUCUUUUUACCAUUAAGUGGUGAAACUUUUUAUAAUUACAAAACUAAAGAAAAAUACAAGAUUGAUUUUUUCAAUCCUGAUAAUUGGGUUGAAUAUAAUUUAAAUCCAUUGGUUUCAGAAAAAAGGAAAAUUGAAGCUGAAGCUAAAGCUAAAAAGCUUAGAGAUCAAGAUCGUGUGGGGACGAGUUCAAGUAUGUCAAGUUUAAGAAGCACCAGAUCUCCUUCACCACCAUCAUCCAUUACUUCAUCAUCAACUUUCCCUAGCAUCAAUCUGAUUAGUUCAAAGUUUUCCAAAAUGUAUCGUUCUACAUCAUUGAAAAAGAGCAAGACUAAUGCUGAUACAACAGCAAUGUCUUCUUCUUCUUCAUCAACUACUCCACCUCCACCAACUAGCGGCUCUACUGCUUCCGAACCACAACCACCAGCGGCAACAACAUCAGUACCAGGUAUUGAUUCCACUGGAACCCAAUCAACACCCCAUCCUGAUCAUUAUUCGUUUACAUUUGCUGAAUCGUAUCGAUACUUGAGUGAAACUCUAGAAUCAACCAAAAAAUACGUCCAAUCACUAGAACAUGAUCCCAAAUUAGCAGCAGAAUACCCACCAAUGGCCAUUGUAUACGGAAACAAAAUUCCCUCGGUACGUGGAUCUUUGGUGCGUCUGAGACAAGAUAUUAAAGAUGGCAAUUAUUACGAAUUCUUUUAUGGUCAUGGUGACGGAGUUAUUCAUCAAAAAUGGUUGAUGCCAGAGAAAAAAGGGUUCACUUUUUAUGAUAAGCAUACUGGUACAGGAGAAAUUGUGGGUAAAUUUGCUAGUGAUGCAGCUCAUGUUGGAUUAAUGACUGAUUUUGAUACAAUGGGGAAAGCUUUGAAUGCGGUGUUUGAAGCGGAAAAGUUUUGGGAACAAAAGAAACUAUCACAAAAGAGGAAAAUGAGGGAGAAUUGGUCGAACCAGAAACAGGAUUAG
Messenger RNA from Lodderomyces orthopsilosis Co 90-125, 2388 nucleotides. RefSeq lists its product as uncharacterized. Gene Ontology annotation, molecular function: triacylglycerol lipase activity. Bases 1 to 2388 code for a protein of 795 amino acids. NCBI's taxonomy places the organism in Eukaryota, Fungi, Ascomycota, Pichiomycetes, Serinales, Debaryomycetaceae. The transcript has a single exon. The record is from RefSeq and is a predicted model, not a curated record. Gene Ontology annotation, biological process: lipid metabolic process.